CGGAGCGAAGCGAGACUCGAGAAGAAACAUGACGAAUCAUGUGUACCGUGCAAUCGUCUACUAUUUCCUGAUUGUUUAUUUAAAGGGUCUACUGCAAUCCCUGAAGCUCUAUUCCGGACAUCCAGCUGAUUUGGUAAAAUGCUCGGCCGACUUCAACUUCGACCUAGACGAGGAUCCUGGCUCAGGCGAUAUCGAUAACGAGUUGUUCCACAGUUCGGAAGAUGUUGACACUAAUGUGCCAGACAUCGGACGAGACGAUGACGAAGACAGAAGCGAGGAAAGCAAUCCACCGCCAUUCAUCAAUCCACCCCCUCCUCCCAAUCCGGACUACAAAGGACCAAAGGGUGACAAAGGUGAUAAAGGAGACAAAGGAGAGAGUGUUAGGGGACCUCCAGGUCCUCCUGGUCCACCUGGUCAAGAUGAGGGUCCGCCAGGGAAGAAAGGAGACCCCGGCACGUGCACCUGCAAUGCAACAGCCCUGAUGGCAUCCUUUACGAUGCCAAAGAUGAUCCAAGGACCGAAGGGGGAGCAAGGAGUGCCGGGGCAAGAAGGGAAACAAGGCCAGAUGGGGCUGACGGGUGCAGCUGGUCCACCUGGAGAGAGAGGGUUGGAAGGACCACAGGGUCCUAAGGGUGAUAAAGGAGACAUAGGAAUAGCGGGACCGGAAGGUCCUCAAGGACAGAAAGGAGAACCUGGUCGCGAUGGAAUACCCGGCGAGAAGGGUGCUCAAGGACCUCCCGGGCCACCAGGCAAGGGUGAAUUCUCUGGAUAUGACCCCAGUUGGAAACCCCGAGGCAUUUAUGGGACGGAAGGUAUCACGAUGAGGCCAGGAUUGCCGGGACAGAAAGGCGAGGCAGGCCUUCCAGGAAAUCCAGGACCGAAGGGGGAAACUGGAAUCGCCGGCGCCAAGGGGAACAAAGGUGAACCAGGGCACAAGGGUGCUAAAGGCGAUCACGGAAAGGAGGGUGGCCGAGGGAUUCAAGGGUUCAAGGGUGAGCCUGGUGCUCCUGGAGCACCGGGGCUUCCUGGUGCCCCGGGUGAGAAUGGGAGACCAGCCGAGAAAGGUGACAAGGGAGACACAGGAGCAGAAGGAAAACCAGGUCCUCCAGGUGCACCUGGACCACCAGGUUUAUCUAGCUUAAGCGGCCCUGGGGGAGUGAACAUUGGAGAAGCAGUGUUAAGAGAGAAAGGUGACAAGGGCGAGAGCGGCGCGCGGGGAUACAAAGGAGACAAGGGCACCAAAGGCGAGAAAGGUGACAAGGGUGACUCUGGACCAGCCGGAAUUCCUGGUGUGAACGGAAUUCAAGGACCGCAAGGCAACAAAGGCGAGCCGGGGAAGGAUGGAGUUCCCGGGGCACCGGGAAUCGUCGGUGCAAAGGGUGAAAAAGGUGAGAGAGGUCCGCCAGGAGCUACAGCUAUAGCCAGUUCUGGAGACUACAUCACCAUCAAGGGUGAGAAGGGAGCAGAAGGCAAGAGAGGUAGAAGAGGACGUCCUGGGCCGCCAGGACCAGUCGGCCCACCUGGAAAGCCGGGAGCGAUGGGAGAAAUUGGGUUACCUGGAUGGGUGAACACCAUGAAAGGUCGUCCUGGAACUCCCGGACUUCCUGGACCUGUUGGACCAGUGGGACCCAAGGGAGAAAAAGGAGAACCCGGCACGCCGAGCCCUUACGGAGUUUCUGUCGGUAUAAAAGGCGACAAAGGAGACGAUGGUUUCCCUGGAAUUCCUGGACAACCUGGAAGAGACGGUCAGAGAGGACCUCCCGGUCCUCCAGGACCACCUGGACCACCGUCCCAAGGGAACUAUAUCCCAGUUCCUGGUCCACCAGGACCUCCUGGACCACCAGGACCACCCGGAUUAUCUUUGAUCGGACAGAAAGGUGAACCAGGAAUUGGUAGAAGUCACAUCUUUGGCGAGAGAGACUAUUACGGAGUCAGACAAGGACCCAGAACUAGUUUAGACGAACUGAAAGCUCUACGAGAGCUAAAACAGUUGAAGGAGCUAAAGGAACAUUUAGGUGCUGCAACCACCGCGACCAGAGGUCCCUUAGAAAGCACAACGAAGAUUGUACCAGGAGCUGUGACCUUUCAAAACACCGAAGCUAUGACCAAAAUGUCUGCUGUGAGUCCGGUUGGAACGUUAGCUUACAUCAUAGACGAACAAGCUUUGCUCGUUAGAGUGAACAACGGCUGGCAAUACAUUGCAUUGGGUUCGCUUUUACCAAUAACUACGCCAGCACCACCAACCACGUCACCGCCUCCGGUAAAUCCACCUUUCGAAGCUUCUAACCUGAUCAACCAGAUACCCGUAAAAGCUGACGGAACAGGGUGGUAUCCACGAAUGUUACGAAUGGCUGCGUUGAACGAACCAUUUACUGGAGACAUGCACGGUGUACGAGGAGCUGACUAUGCUUGUUAUCGACAAGCGAAGCGAGCAGGUUUGAGGGGUACGUUUCGAGCAUUCCUCAGCUCCAGAGUUCAAAAUGUCGACAGCAUCGUGAGACUCGGGGACCGGGAUCUCCCUAUCGUUAACAUAAAGGGGGAUGUUCUCUUCAACUCGUGGAAGGAGAUGUUCAACGGAAAUGGGGCCUACUUCUCGCAAAAUCCACGGAUCUACAGCUUCAAUGGCAAAAAUAUCCUCACCGACUUUGCAUGGCCAGAAAAGGUGGCAUGGCACGGAUCGCACAAAUUAGGUGACCGGGCAAUGGACACGUAUUGUGACGCUUGGCAUUCAAGCAGUUCGGAUCGUCACGGAUUAGGAUCACCGUUAACUGGCGGACGCCUCUUGGAGCAAGUUCGUUAUUCCUGCGACAACAAGUUCGCGUUACUCUGUAUAGAAGUAACCAGCGAGACCACAAGAAGGAGGAGGAGCGUCGAAGUUUCAGAGGACGAGGACGAAAUGUCGGAGAACGAUUAUAAGGAGUACUUGGAUUCUCUGAUGGAGAACUAACCCCUCUGUCAUUCCUCUCCCACCAUCCCUUCUAUCCCUUUUCUCUCUUUGUCUCUUAACAUAACGUAAACUACACAGCAACAACAUCGUUGUAUAAAUAGAAAUCGAGAUGAGUCGAUUUUGUACCGUUCCUGUUUUUAACGAACUGCACAAUACACAUAGCGAGAAAGCAAUAGAAAAGAAAAAAAGAGGGGAAAAAAUGUAAAAAAAAGAAAAAAAAAAUAUUAUUUGAACGAAAAAGAAUGUGACGAUGAAAUGCAAAUCGAGCGACCAUCUCGUUUCUAAACAGCGUGAAAUCUAUCUGUAAUCCCAAAGGUUAUAAGCCCCCCAGUCGCAAGUCAUUAGCCAACGCUUUAUACGAAUUUCCCUUCUCUCUUUAAGAAAUAAGACUGAUCGACUAGACAUCGUUCAUCAGUGUUUCAUAUCGCUUGUACUCUUAAUCCGUCAUCGCUAUCGAGCGUCGAAGAAACGCGAUAUCGACGUUUCUUCGACGUGCGUCAACUUAACACGACGCCGUUAGGAGUUCCCUACGUCACGAUAAACGUCCAGUACUUAGAACGUUGCUGCAAGAGGAGAUACUUCGAAGCGUGGUCAGAGAUACUCACCACUCGAGUCAUAAUUUACCGUUUAAGGGAUUAAGGAACGAAGCGAAAAGAGUAGAUAACGACGAGAAGAAAGAAAAUAAAGAAAAAAAAAAAAAAGGAAAAAAAAAACGUAAAUUAACGGCUGCCCUACGACCUAAUAAAAACUCGUCGGAGUUCAUAUCCGCGAUCGAAUUGCAUUUACACUUUAGCCAAUACAUAUGAGUGUGUAUGUUAGAUGUAAGAAACGAGUCGAUUAAAAGCAGAUAAAUAAAUAAAUGGAUUCCGUAAAUAAGACGAUUGAAUUUCUUGCAUCCGGAAUCCGGAUUUAUGCUCUGUGUACAAUUCGCGGCAGGCGCGUUUGGUGCGAUAGUAAACUGCAUGAAUGUGCAAUAAAGAAUGCAAGUAAUUACUUACGGACCUACAGGCUCAUAACAGCAUGUUAUAUGUGACGAAAAGGAUUAUUUAGAAAUUGGAUUAACAGUUGCGAACAGUUGUGGAAUAAGCUUGUGAAUCUAUCUUGGCGUAUAUGUAGUGAUAUUUUAUAACUUACGUAUAGUUCUCGUUCAGAAAGAAACACGUUGCAUACGUCACACCGCGAGCUAUCGCUAUCUUAAUCGUCGUUGGCCUCUGCUUUUACAUCGAGCAUAAAUCAAGUCUAAGUCAGUGUCUAUAAUUCGAAGAUACGAUAUAUUACUAACGUUAAACUAAUUUAUUACAAUUAAGUAGAGAGAACGUCGGUCUAUACCUUUAGGUUGUCAGCAUGCUUGUUGGCGAAUCGAUUUCGUGCCGGAAAAAAAGAAUUAUAAAGAAUAUAAAAAUUCCCCGAUGCUGUAAUGUAGAUCUUGACGUACCGAUGUAAAACCAACUAUCCUUCGAUAUAGUUUGCACCGACGACCAUUUUAGUUCGAAAUUUUGUAUUAUUUGUACACUUUAUUAUUGUCUUUCUAAAUAAAGAACGGAAACUGCA
Molecule: messenger RNA, 4498 nt
Organism: Frieseomelitta varia
Lineage: Eukaryota; Metazoa; Arthropoda; Insecta; Hymenoptera; Apidae
Gene: Mp
Product: collagen alpha-2(IX) chain-like
Exons: 20
Coding region: 29-2947 (972 amino acids)
Source: RefSeq, a predicted model, not a curated record